This is a messenger RNA of Python bivittatus (Burmese python), 1870 nucleotides long. Lineage: Eukaryota; Metazoa; Chordata; Lepidosauria; Squamata; Pythonidae. The record is from RefSeq and is a predicted model, not a curated record.
AAGGCUUGCGGGAGUAUUUCAGCCAGUUUGGCGAGGUGAAGGAGUGCCUGGUCAUGAGGGACCCGCUGACAAAGCGAUCCAGGGGGUUCGGGUUCGUCACAUUCAUGGACCAGGCCGGGGUGGACAAGGUCCUGGCCCAAUCCAGGCACGAGCUGGACUCCAAAACGAUUGACCCAAAGGUCGCCUUCCCUCGCAGAGCACAGCCUAAGAUGGUAACACGAACUAAGAAAAUAUUUGUAGGUGGCCUGUCUGUGAACACCACCGUGGAGGAUGUAAAACAAUAUUUUGAGCAGUUUGGAAAGGUGGACGAUGCCAUGCUGAUGUUUGACAAGACAACUAAUCGGCACCGAGGGUUUGGGUUUGUCACCUUUGAAAGCGAAGAUAUUGUGGAGAAGGUCUGCGAGAUCCACUUCCAUGAGAUCAACAACAAAAUGGUGGAAUGUAAAAAAGCUCAGCCAAAGGAAGUGAUGUCGCCCACUGGCUCCGCAAGGGGACGGUCCCGGGUGAUGCCUUACGGGAUGGACGCCUUCAUGCUUGGCAUCGGCAUGCUGGGUUACCCGGGUUUCCAGGCGGCCACCUAUACAAGCCGGAGCUACACCAGCAUUGCACCUGGGUACACUUACCAGUUUCCCGAAUUCCGGGUAGAGCGGACCCCCCUCCCGAGUGCCCCUGUCCUCCCCGAGCUCACAGCCAUUCCCCUCACUGCUUAUGGACCGAUGGCGGCGGCGGCGGCGGCAGCAGCUGUGGUGCGAGGGACAGUCAGCAGUUACAUCAGCGCAGCGAGUCCUGCCCCGAGCACUGGCUUUGGCCACAGCCUAGGGGGGCCCUUGAUUGCAACGGCGUUUACUAAUGGUUAUCACUGAAGCUGAGGACCAAGAAAACAGAAGAUUCCCCAGUGAGCACACCCAGGAGAGCAAGCUGGAGGAUUCAGCAGACCUGGAGGGAUGAGCCAAGAUUUCAUUUUUGUUCAAAAACUGCACACUUGUGGCUGUCAGCUGGGCUCCGGCCAGCCCCCUCUCCCACUGGCCAGAAAGCACUGGAUUCGAACGUGAGGAGAACUCCUCGGCCUCCUCCUGUUACUAACCACCGACCGUUUACACUUCUCCCCAGUCCUCUGACCCACUGCUUCUUCUUUUAUUUAUUUUGGUAGCCCGUUAGUUUUUAUUUUUUAAUUUGGGGGGGUCGGGGGGCCAAGAUCAGCACUCUCAUUUUCAUUGUGGUUCUUUUGCUCUUUUUCGGAGCUGCUAGAAGAACUGUUUAUUUUAUUUUAUUUUAUUUUAUUUUUUUUGGUGAUUGUGUGUAGGUAGCUUUUAUCAAGGAAUAUUUUUAUUUGGCUUUGAAAUCUUUUGUUUGUUUGUUUUAGAUAUAUAUAAAUAUAUAUAUAUUUUGGGACAGGGAAAGGUAUGGACUUGGUCAUAGAAGAACAAAGUCUUUUUAAAGGACCAGUUGAUGUACAACUAAAGCAAUUUCCGAAGGGAAGAGAGAGAGCUGAGAGGCUGAUGCAUUUAAUAGUUUAUCUGUCUCUCUUUUUAAAAAAAAAAAAAAGGAAUGUUUUUUUCUGUCAAUGUGAGGCUUUUGAGACGUACAGAAUUAACAGGAUGUGAACACUCGGGGCGUUGCUGUGGAACAAAUACAAACUGUAUAUUUUGCUAAGUGAGAAAAAACACUAUUCCUUAUUUCUGAUUUUUUUUUCUCCCUGGUUUUUAGAUUUUAGGCUACUAUGAGUUUAUUAUUACUGUAUUUUUCCUUCAAUCUUUCUGUAUCAUAUGUAAAUUGUGCAAGGCACUCUUUGGCCUUGUCUUUACAACAGAGGAAUCUUGGAUUGUUGAUCUCUUUCUUUCUUUCUUUCUUUCUUUCUUUCUUUCUUUCU